GGGCAUGACCGGCUGCCAUUGCAGUUCCUUCCGAAAUAAAACCGAGUCAUCAUCGCUUCGCACCUUCAGCUUCGUCUCGCUCCGUAAAGUGUCGUUUCUCAGCCGACUAAAUCUCGAGACAAGAACGCGCUUACACCUGGUAUAUUUCGCACGCUCCCGAGCUUGUUUCAUCUUGAAUAUCUUCCGAUAAAUUAUUAUCGCGUAUUACGCUCUAUCGCGUCGUUACUAGCGCUCGACGGAAAGUGCGAGUGUGACAGAUGUUGCAUCACGCGCUUCGCAGUUUUGUUUAUACGAAAAUAUCCCACGGGACAGUAGCAGCAUAUUUUGACAGAACGACAGUAUACGAUUCACGUGUGUGUAGAGCGCAGCAGUAUAUAGCGCACACCUGCACGUGACCGUCACAAACCCCCUUAGCGUUUCUUUGUCCGAAAACGAGACUUCGUGUCCUCGAAGUGAACGGGUCAAUCGGCCACCUUCCACUCGAUAAGAGUAAUCUCGAAUCAAUCGGUCAGCCGAUUAAUCGGUGCAAAGUCUGAAAAGCCGGUCAGUAAAACUUGAGCGUCGACCUAACCUGACCUCACGUCCGUCAUAACCUAACCUUACCUCAGAUCUGUCAUAACCUAACCUUACCCGCCGCUCCCGGGGUUAGGCUCUCGCUGCAGCUGCAGUGACACUCGCAGGCGCGUGCUGCUUCCCGAGAGCAUCGCACCUAUAUAUUUAUAUUCAGCAGCAGCAGCAGCAGCAGCAGCAGAUUUUUUGCUCUUCGAACGAGACACCCUCGAGAGAGUUUUUCUCUCGACCAGCGGAGUACAGUGUCCAUGUGCGAUCGUCUCGGGCAACUCCAGUUCCUAACCUCCGCGUCAUCGUCCACGGCUUGCUCUACGACUCCGACAGCUCGAGGAAUCGUCGUUCGCUGUUGUUGUUGUUGUCGGUGGUGAGAAAAGUGGUGGUGCCGUGGCUCUACAAGAGGCUACAGGUGCGGCUGGCAGACGCAAGCGGCUUGAGAUGAGCGACCAUGGCUGCAUACACUUGAAUAACUUCAAAGCAGCCAAGGGCAUACAGCCCUACAAAGUCAUUCACUCGUUUUUCGUCACGAGCACGUCCAACGAGGCGCGCGUCAGGAAGGCUGUGAGUUGUCUCUGUCACACAUGCAAAACCUACAAGGACCGUCUGCACUCGUGCCUGCACUGCAUCUUCUUCGGUUGCUACGUCAAGGGCCACAUCCAGGAACAUGCGAAAACGAAAAAGCACUUUCUCGCGGUGGACCUGUGCUACGGGAACAUCUUGUGUUUCCAAUGCGGCGACUACGUGUACGACCGUGAGCUGCUCAGCGUAGCCAAGGCUCAGUGGAGCGAGACUGCGAAAUCCCUCAGUCUCGGCGAAUUCUACAGGACGUGGGAGCCGUCGGUCAACGAGGUCGAGCUGCUCAGGAAGAACCCGCGCAGGAGGCGGGUCGUCGAGAAUUCCACUAUAGGUCUACGCGGUCUGAUAAACCUGGGCAGUACUUGCUUCAUGAACUGCAUAGUCCAGGCGCUGAUCCACACGCCGCUGCUGCGCGACUACUUCCUGGCCGAUAGGCACCACUGCCCGCAGCCAAACCGCUGCCUCGUCUGCGAGGUCUCGAGUCUCUUCCAGGAGUUCUACUCGGGUAACAAGGCGCCGCUGAUCCUGCACAAGCUGCUCCACCUCAUCUGGACGCACGCUCGCCACCUCGCCGGAUACGAGCAACAGGACGCCCACGAGUUCUUCAUCGCCACCCUGGACGUGCUGCACAGGCACUGCGAGCAGUACUCGCAAGCGGCGCCUCUCAUCGUCAAGGACAAUCCGCACCACUGCAACUGCAUCAUCGACCAGAUAUUCACUGGAGGCUUGCAGAGCGAUGUCGUCUGUCAGGCUUGCAACGGUGUGUCAACAACGAUCGAUCCCUUCUGGGACAUCUCGCUCGAUCUGGGCCCCGCCGCCGUGAGCAGCUCGACCUCCGGCAUGGCCAACGACGGCUCGAGCGCGCCAACUUCCCUCCUCGACUGCCUCGAACGAUUUACACGGGCCGAGCACCUCGGCUCCUCGGCCAAAAUUAAAUGCAACAACUGCCAAACCUACCAGGAGAGCACGAAGCAACUCACGAUGAAGCAGCUCCCGAUCGUCGCAAGCUUUCAUCUCAAGCGUUUCGAGCACUCUAGUAUUCAAGAUAAAAAGAUCUCGACGUUCAUCUCAUUCCCAGAGCAACUCGAUAUGACGCCCUUCAUGUCGCAUCGGAGAAACGGCAACAACAACAGCAGCAGCGUAGCCCCAACUGGUUUGCACAAAAAUGGAGAGGACCCGGCUUUCAGUGACAACAGGUACUCUCUCUUCGCGGUUAUAAAUCACGAGGGCUCGCUCGAGACUGGACAUUACACUGCUUUCAUACGACAGCAACGCGACCAAUGGUUCAAAUGCGAUGAUCACCUCAUCACGAGGGCCAGAUUGAAAGACGUUUUGACGAGCGAAGGCUAUUUACUGUUCUACCACAAGCAGAUCCUAGAGUACGGCCGAAAUAGCAAAGUGUGAAAAAGUCUGACGUUGUGAUUUAUUAUUCGAAUACACAAGGAUUCCAAUUUUUAAGUAAUUUAGCGAUUAAGUUAGCCAACCGUCGAAUGAAACUGAUUUUCCGAGACGCGAAGCACGUAAUAUUUUCAGAGAGACGACGAGAACUGCUGACAUAUAUUCUCAGGAAAAGAGAAGAAGCCUGUAAUAAUUUUAUACAAUCAUAUUUGAACUGUUUGACUCCGUGCGUAAUAGUGUGAGCGGUUUAUUGCUAUAGAAAAUUAGCCUUAGAUUUUUUUUCUAACGUAGAAAUAUUUUCUGUUAGUCAAAAUGCAAAGUUAUGUAAUUUGAAUUGACAAACUUUUAUUUUUCCUUUUUUUUUUUUAUUUUUUUUGCCAGUAUAAUGUCAUACGAAAAGGAAAAGGAAAAAAACUAUUAAUGAAUUUUUUCUGUUAGACUCAUUAGAAACAGAACUAUUAGUUUUUAAGAUUCAAGUGAUUUUUUUCUCACUGCUAAUUUAUAUCCCGUAUUAACGCGUAUUACGAGGCAUACGACUUUCUUUCCUCAAACGCUAUAUAAAUCUGUAACGAUGUAUUUUUUCAUUUUUUUUUUUUUGUUGAUGUAAUCAUAACGAAAUGAAAUUGCGUGGAUAUCGAUGUGUGUUUAUUUAUUUACUGUGUUCACGAAAUAAUGUUGAUUGUAACAAUGAACAAAAACUCCUUGAAUGAAUUGACGUGAAAGAAGAAAAAAAAAAUAUGAUCGACAAAACGGGUUAAAGAAAAAAAAACUACGCCGCUCUUGUAAUAUUUUGUAUAAGGCUGACAAGAGUAUGUGCGAAAAUAAAAAUAUAUACCUAUAUUUAAAUACA
Nasonia vitripennis (jewel wasp) is the source of this 3391-nucleotide messenger RNA. RefSeq names its product ubiquitin carboxyl-terminal hydrolase 22 (gene not). Gene Ontology annotation, biological process: protein deubiquitination. Gene Ontology annotation, molecular function: cysteine-type deubiquitinase activity; zinc ion binding. The record is from RefSeq and is a predicted model, not a curated record. Lineage: Eukaryota; Metazoa; Arthropoda; Insecta; Hymenoptera; Pteromalidae. The transcript is spliced from 7 exons. The coding region runs from base 1006 to 2547 and encodes 513 amino acids.